CCGCUAUACCAGUGAAAAAUGGCCGACAUACCUGUCUGCACCAAGACCUUCCCAUUGAACAACGGCCAGCUUAUGCCAGCCGUUGGCUUGGGCACCUGGCAAGGCGGCUACGGCACAAAGGACACCGAAGCCCUCGAACAAUCCAUCAUCGACGCCCUGCAAAGCGGCUACCGCCUAAUCGACACGGCCCAGUCCUACGGCGUCGAAUCCGUCGUCGGCCGCGCCAUCCGGAACAGCGGCGUCCCCCGGUCCGAGAUCACCGUGGUCACCAAGUUCUGGGGCGAAUGGCACCACGACCCGGCCGCGGCGCUGCAGAUUUCGCUCGACGCGCUGGACAUCGAAUACGUGGACGUCUUCCUCAUGCACUGGCCGUGGGCCACGACGCCCGCGCCCGAGAAGAGGCCGCUCCGCAAGAGCGAGUCCCCCACCAUCGUCGAGACGUGGAAGUUGAUGGAGAAGCUCGUGGGGCCGCGGUGCCGCGCCAUUGGCGUGAGCAAUUUCACGCAGAAGACGUUGGAGGAGAUUUUGGCCGAGGCGAGUGUGGUGCCGGCUGUCAACCAGGUGGAGGUUCAUGCCUUGAACCCGAACCAUAAUCUUGUUCCGUACUGCGAGUCGCAGCGCAUCCACGUCAUGGGAUGGAGUACGAUGGGCGGAGGAGGCGACAAGGCCAGCAACCCGAUGCAUACCCACAAACUCUUCCAGGGCCUUGCCCAGAAAUACGGCUGCUCCACCGGCGUCAUUUCGUUGUCGUGGGCCGUGCAGCGUGGCAUCACUGUGAUUCCCAAGAGCAGUUCCAAGGCCCGGAUCGAGGAGAACAUCAAGCUUGUCACCUUGGAUUUGCUAGAUAUGGCCAAGAUCAACGAUGCGCAGAAUACCAUCAAGAGAUUCAGGAUCGCCGACCAUAUCACGCCGCUGUGGAUGGAGAUGGAUGGUAAACCGACCAUGCAGGGGUGGUCCGUCGUUGAUUUUGGCUGGGAGGACGAACAAGGGAACUGGCUGGCUUAGGGGGGUGGAUAUGUAAGGAGAAGAAUAGAAGGGAGGCCGUUGUCCAUGUCGUUGUUUAUGUCGC
Messenger RNA from Sodiomyces alkalinus F11, 1069 nucleotides. RefSeq names its product aldo/keto reductase. The coding region runs from base 19 to 1005 and encodes 328 amino acids. Gene Ontology annotation, molecular function: oxidoreductase activity. The transcript has 4 exons. The record is from RefSeq and is a predicted model, not a curated record. NCBI's taxonomy places the organism in Eukaryota, Fungi, Ascomycota, Sordariomycetes, Glomerellales, Plectosphaerellaceae.